Molecule: messenger RNA, 852 nt
Organism: Exaiptasia diaphana
Lineage: Eukaryota; Metazoa; Cnidaria; Anthozoa; Actiniaria; Aiptasiidae
Product: D-amino-acid oxidase
Exons: 3
Coding region: 70-528 (152 amino acids)
Molecular function (GO): FAD binding; D-amino-acid oxidase activity
Source: RefSeq, a predicted model, not a curated record
GCGGACUGUAUUGUCAACUGUACAGGGGUAUCAGCAGGACAACUAGUCCAAGACCACAGCGUGUAUCCUAUGUUAGGUGUAGCUUUAACUCUUCGUCGAGAAGACAGCCCGACUGUUCUUCCUUUUUACGCUUUGACGAUGACUGAAAAGAACUGGUACGAAGGAAAAACUCAAGGAUCAGUGUUCAUUGCACCUAGAGGUGAUCACAGUCUAUGGCUUGGUACGAUGCAAUUAGAAUCAUACGACAAGAACAUCGGUCUUUCACACCCUGCAGUACAGAGAAUGCUUCAAGAAUGUCAAACCAUCUAUCCACCGCUUAAAAACAUAAAUCAAGACGACCUUCGUGUAACAGUUGGCAUACGACCCAUGCGUCGAGGAGGCCCACGCUUGGAACGCGACUCACAUUACCCUUUCUUAAUUCACAAUUAUGGACAUGGACACUUUGGCGUGAAUGCUUCAUGGGGUUGUGCCUCAACUGUGCUUCGCAUUCUGGAAACUAAGUCCCCACAAUUUUCGUCUAAAUAUUAAAUGUUUUACAAAAUAAUUGAGCGCUUAUUUUGCCGGGACAACAAAACAAAGCAAAAAUACCAAGUAUUAAUUUAUUAUUAAAUGAUAAUCAAUUAUCAUAUUUAUAAUUUACAUUUUUUAUUACAUUACAUUAAGUAACUUUUGUAUAAUAAAACAAGCAUGUACAAUAAAGUAAGCAAUUGUAAUUUGAAAGAGCUGUUGACCCUAAAAAAGCAUUUUAACCUUCUCUCGAUCUCUUCGUCUUUCAGUUUCUAUUGGCUCUAGAUCACACGGUCUUAUUUAUUGUAUAUUAUGAAACAUAACAUCCGCAGAUCUAACGUGAAA